Messenger RNA from Saccostrea echinata, 4048 nucleotides. RefSeq lists its product as uncharacterized. The record is from RefSeq and is a predicted model, not a curated record. NCBI's taxonomy places the organism in Eukaryota, Metazoa, Mollusca, Bivalvia, Ostreida, Ostreidae. Bases 525 to 3599 code for a protein of 1024 amino acids. Gene Ontology annotation, molecular function: protein binding. The transcript has 13 exons.
AUCAGAAUUAUUAGAUUUACCUUUUACUGAAAAGAGGGUUUGUCUAAGACGAUAAUGGCAAACCAUUUGGCCUAUUUUUGUGGUCAUAAAUUAUUCGCUUCGUUUUGGGACGGAAUGACGUUUAUGCAUAUUAAGGCCCAAAGCUUGAUGUGCAGCACUAACUAGCGUGUAUAAUUAAAGAUCAGUCACACAAAAAGGAAUUAAUAAACAUCCCCGAGCAAUCAAAAUUUAAAUGACUGUCCGUGAUUUAAAUGAUAUACAGUGUUGGAACUGGAUCUUUUCCGUCACGUUCCCCGAGGUUUUUUUCUUUGGCUUUUAAUCCCCCUGCUCGCUUCUUUACCCCAUGUUGAGGGUGGUCCCGCUGGUCAAUGUUCCACGGGUCUUGUUUGCACAGAACUGUUAUCACUCGUGUAUGAGCGACGUGAAGAGGAUAUAAUUUGAACUGAAUGAUAUUUAUUUUCUGUGCUUGGAGUAUGAGAUAUCUAAGGAUUAGUUGUUAGUGUGGUAGAAUUUUCUUGAAUGUGAUGUGUGCCCCCUCACUCUCUCGUGUCCUUCAGUUCCUCUGUGCUUCGGAUACUAGGAAUACCCCCAUCCCUUUGUAUCAGGACCGGAAGCGAUGGGACUCGGAAGAUACCCUGUAUUUGUUGCACACGUCAAUGUCCAGUCGGAGCUCCUUGGCCGACACCAGCAGUAUGGAUACGUUAAUUCAGCAAUCUCUAAACGAAGUCAACGUGAACCAAUACUAUACACCCGAGGAUAAUCCGGAGGCCAUGUUCGACAUGUUGACAAUACAGACGAUCAGAGACCGUUAUCAAGACAUUGAGGAAGAGGACACGACUUCAGACAUAACAACGAUGAAUGGACAAGACUUCGAAAACUUUGUCCGUGAAUUCACUAUCGAUGACAGCAUCUCAGAGUGUUUUGCUUCUGCUGAUGUUCCGGAUCCAUCGAUAGAAGAGGUCACAGAAUCAGUUGAUCUAUCCGAAACAAACUCUCAAGGUCGUCAGAGUAAAUUGAAAAAGAAACACAGAACAAAUCAAGAAGAGUCUGUUUUCAGUGACGAAGACUCAAAAUCCAGUGACUCCAAGCGAUCGAAACUUAAUAGUAUUUCAAAUUUAUUUGGAAAGAAACAUAAAAACAAAGAAGGUUACAAAGUGCUUAAACAGAACGACUCACAGGAGAAGGGCAAACAUAUAACGGAUUCCAUCAUUGACGCUUGUGAAAAUAUUACGAAGUCUUAUGAGCAAAAUAUUUCUCAAAGUACUUGUUCAACAUCCAAUUCAAAAGCAAGUAAACAUAAAAGCAAGAAAACUCGUGAGAGUAAUUUUGAUCAAACUGAGAACCAAAACUCUAGUGAUGUACAAAAUGCUCUCAAUGUACGAAAACUUCCACCUGUUCCGAAAGUGGAGAAUGAAAAUAUCCGUAAUGAUAUUUGGAAUGUGAAACAGAGACACGAAAAACCGGAGAUGACGUCAAAUGGGAGUUUGCUUCGCUCAGUCGAUGUCAAGGCAUUUCUACGCUUAAAUGACCAGCAACUUAUCGAGAAACUGAGAGUGAUAUCAAGUGAUGGCUCUCAAACAACACUAAGGAAAACAGUUUCUACUAGGGAUGUUACUGGGAUGACACUUCUACAAAUUUGUGUACUUGACGACCGAACUAAUGUUGUGGACUUCAUUCUAGAAACAGAUCCCACUCUACUUGAUGCCAACAUCAUGGUGUUUGCUGUUAAGCAUGGCAAGACUGAAUGUGUACGUGAUCUGCUUGAGAGGCGAAGCAUGGAUGGGACCCUAAAUCCUGAACUUAUCGGAGAACUACUGGCUCUCUGCUCCAAGAAUGGACAGACUGAUGUUUUGGAGACAGUUAUACCAUACCUUGAGACGGAUCCACCGUCCUAUCUACCAUGUGACCAGUAUGGAAAUACAGCUGCCCACCUCGCUGCCCAGGAGGGACACCUUCACUGCUUACAGAUUCUUCUAGAUAACGGAUUUGAUGUUUGGACAAUGAAUGACCAGAAUGAGAGUGCACUUGGUCUAGCACUAAAGAACGGGCACCUGUCUGUGUAUAAACAUCUCCUGUUGUAUCAGACGUGUCAGUGUCUACUUACAGAGGCUACUAAACAUCAAAUUACAAAUCUGAGAUUUACAACCCAAAGAACGGCAAAUCACGAAACCCUAGACAAGCUGGAACAACAAUUGGCAAAGUAUCAAAUACAGUUUAAUGAGGUUAUGCGCAAUAUGAUUGAUACACAAGAGACGAUUUUACAGACAGUAGAUAACAUGUACAAAGACAUGAAACGUUUGAUACAGAAAGUAGAUGAUCCUAAUGGUUCCGAAAAGCUCAAACUUAAAUUAGAGAAACUGAAAGCAGAAGCUGAUCAGCUUCAGGAUCUGUUUGACUUUUCACCUCUGGCAAACACUAAUGAUCUACUGACGAAGGUCUUAUUGGAGUUCAGGAAAGUUGUCCUUAGAACGGAGGAGGAGGACACAGUUUCCAGCUCCUCUGUGAAUAUGCCACCUGACACAAAAGAACUCCUUAGUUCAGUACUUCGAAACUCUGCUACAAUUUGUGGUCAAAAUAGUCAGGUAAAUAUUGAGCUGAUCCUCAACUCUCAGGUGCAAAAUUUAUUACAAAUGUUAUCGGACAGUAACCGGCCAGUAUCAAAAAGUACCAGCACAGCAUCCUCACGAUCCGGAAACCAUAGAUACAAGUUUACUCAGCCAGUGUAUCAAAAUCCUAAACUGGAGCAAUUUCUUAAAAACAGCAAGGAAAACAAUGAUCACAAAGAAGAAGCAAAUGAAAAAAUCCAUCAUAACGUUAAUUCAAGUUCUAGCAUAAUGACUGGAAAUGGAAAUUCAGAGCGUCAUCUUUCUUAUCUUCCUGAAGAAAAUGUUAACCAAGAGUUGGAUUUACCUGUACUUGACAGCCCUAGUGUAACGGAUUCUGUUUGCUCUACAGUCGUGACCUCGGGUAUAAUGGGAACUGAAAAAACAGACUGGACUUCUAGACUUGGCACAAUAACUUGUGAUACCAGUGACACGGAAUCUGAUUGGUGGGAUGCGUCACAUGACAAGUCUCGGAGUGGAUACACGGAGUCACGUGAUGAGGAGGAGGAGGAAGAUGACGAUAAAGAUUUUGUCACUAGCAUUCGUUUAAAUUUAGAAAACGAGGAUUUACCUGAUGAUAUGUUACGUGAACAUCGACUUGCUAAGCAUUUACAGUCAAUUGAAAAAUUAAAACACAAUAAAGGGGAAUUUGUGGAAAGAGUUAUUUCAGCCAGCGGGCAAAGAGUCGGUAGAUGGUUAGACUCGUCCUGUAUGGAUCAAGUCAAAAAAGUAAAUCCCGAUAAUAGCAAAAGUUCCAGAAAAAGCAAGAAACAAGGUAUACAGCUAUAUAAUCCUGAACCACGGCAUGAAAUGGAGUCUAAUUCACCAACUCCUGAAAACAGAAGGCGGAGAUGGGAUGAAAUGUCAAUCACGGAUGGAGAAGAGAGUAAAGGAAACCCACGACCUUGGUAUGAAAUGUCAGAUGAUGAAGAGAGCGUGAUCCAGGUGUGGAAGUCAGAUGAUGAAGAUAAUCAGUCACAGGUGUACAGGAUUUAAAACUUCAUUCUGAAAAAAAUAUUACAGGAUGACAUCCAAGUCAGAAUGCUGUAGAACACGGAAACUGAUACACAUAAAUGUUUAAAGGAUCAAGAUCAAUGAAAAAAGAAACGAUUCGAAAUCUUCAGGAUAUAAAUGAUCGUUACUUUCCAUGUUCCAAACAGAAUUGAUUUUUAGUCAAAGAUACGGCAUUCUUUGAGUUUCUUAACGAUGUAAAAUAUAUCAGCUUCUGAAUUUUAAAAAGAUAAAGAACAAUGGCAUGUGCCAUAUUCUAGAUAAUUAGUACAGAUAACAUUUGCACAUUUUCUUUUGUAAAAAACUUUAAAACAAUUUAUUUAACGAAGAUAUAUUUUGAAAUGUGAUACGCCCUUGAUAGACAUUUUUAUUUUCUAUCUGGGUAACCAUCAAAUACCUCAGAUUUAUCUAUAUAUCAAUAAAAAGAGACUCCU